Arachis stenosperma is the source of this 1707-nucleotide messenger RNA. RefSeq lists its product as uncharacterized. The record is from RefSeq and is a predicted model, not a curated record. Bases 243 to 1445 code for a protein of 400 amino acids. The transcript has 10 exons. NCBI's taxonomy places the organism in Eukaryota, Viridiplantae, Streptophyta, Magnoliopsida, Fabales, Fabaceae.
UUCAUCCUCAUCCAGGGGCCACGGCGGAACAAAGCAGUCUCCACCAUCCCAAUUCUCAUUCCUCUCUCUUUCUCUCUCUCUCUCUCUGCAACAUUUGAUUCUGUAUUCUAUAUUCCAUCAUUCUAAUCCAUUCUUCUCUGCACUCAAAAACCCUUUUUUUUAGCUCUUCACAUCGUUCUAAUGAACACUCAUUAAACCCUUCAAAAACCUCUUUUUGUAUCUUCUGCCAAUCCAAAAGUUCCAUGGAAGCACUAUUGUGGAGCUGCGGUUUCAUCCCCAAAACCCAAACGAAGCUCAACUUAUCUCCACACUCUUAUUCACUUCCCCGCACUCAUUCUUGUUCAAUAACCAAUCCACCACCUCAAUUCCUCAAAAUCAAAUUCGCCAAUCACUCACAGUUUCAGCUUCUUCGUCUCUGUGCUCUCCCCAGUGAUCUUCCCACCGAACCCAAUGAAGAAGAAGCACUAAACAACAACAACAACAUUGGCUUUCUUUCAAACGAAACGGUGCCGUUUUCUGACCCUCAGGAAAAUUUAAGCAAUUCCUAUAGUAUCGACAAAGAUAAGGAUGAGCCAUUACAUUCAGACAUGCAAUGGACAACUAUGACUCCAGGAUCUGGUGGGGGUUCCAGGGCCGGACUUUUCAGGACACCAAUUUCUGGUGGUGUGCAGAGUGCAACCUCAGCUCAUGGUUUACCUAGACCGGCCUUAGCAGUACGCAAUUUGAUGGAGCAGGCCAGAUUUGCUCAUUUGUGCACUGUAAUGUCACGAAUGCACCACCGACGAGAAGGAUAUCCAUUUGGUUCCUUGGUUGACUUUGCACCAGAUUCGAUGGGCCACCCAAUAUUUUCUUUUUCACCUCUUGCAAUUCACACAAGGAAUUUGUUAGCUGACCCAAGAUGCACGCUUGUAGUUCAGAUACCUGGAUGGAGUGGCUUGUCCAAUGCAAGGGUGACCAUCUUUGGGGAUAUUUAUCCACUUCCAGAAGAUCAACAGGAAUGGGCUCAUAAGCAGUACAUUGCGAAACAUCAACAGGGGCCUUCUCAACAAUGGGGCAACUUCUACUAUUUUAGGAUGCAGAGUAUAAGUGACAUAUAUUUCAUUGGAGGCUUUGGUACUGUUGCUUGGGUGGAUGUAAAGGAAUAUGAGACCCUUCAACCUGAUAAGAUCGCAGUUGAUGGUGGUGAACAGAAUCUAAAGGAACUCAAUGCCAUCUUCUCAAAGCCCCUAAAGAAGCUUCUAUCCAAUGAUGAGACCGAGGUAGAUGAUGCCGCACUCAUAUCUAUAGACAGCAAAGGGACUGAUAUAAGGGUCCGUCAAGGUGCCCAGUUCAACAUUCAAAGGAUAUCAUUUGAUGAAGGACAAAGUGUAGAAACCUUAGAAGAAGCCAAAGAAGCUCUCCGGAAAUUGAUACACAGAGGAAAAGUGUACAAUUUGCAGAAAUGAAAAGAAGAAAGAAAAACAUGAAGAUGCCUAACAUUAUCCUCUCCUCUUUCCCAGACAAGAUUUGGAACUCUUAGAGUUUUCUAAUCUUUGACUUUUUUGGACUUGUUAAUUUCAUGCCCCGGAAAUUGUAUUAUAAUAUUAUAUGCAAAAAGAAAAAAACUGCAUGGAUUGUGGGUUAUAACGCCAUUGUCAAACUAGAAACAACAUAAUCAUCUCAGAACUUUAGAAAUAAUAAUAAUAAUAUGCCAUUUAUUUCUUUUUU